Molecule: messenger RNA, 2473 nt
Organism: Scomber japonicus (chub mackerel)
Lineage: Eukaryota; Metazoa; Chordata; Actinopteri; Scombriformes; Scombridae
Gene: hid1b
Product: HID1 domain containing b
Exons: 19
Coding region: 1-2427 (808 amino acids)
Cellular component (GO): Golgi trans cisterna; membrane; Golgi medial cisterna
Source: RefSeq, a predicted model, not a curated record
AUGGGAAACGCAGACACCAAACUUCACUUCAGGAAAGCGGUGAUCCAGCUCACAACCAAAACACAGCCCGUAGAAGCCACAGACGAUGCCUUCUGGGACCAGUUCUGGGCCGACACCGCCACCACCGUACAGGACGUCUUCGCUCUGGUGCCGGCGGCCGAGAUCCGAGCCGUCAGAGAGGAGUCUCCGUCUAACCUGGCGACGCUCUGCUACAAGGCGGUAGAGAGAUUGGUGCAGGGAGCGGACUCCGGCUGCCCCUCAGAGAAAGAGCGUCAGAUCGUCCUGAACUGCAUCCGGCUGCUCACCCGCAUCCUGCCCUACAUCUUUGAAGAUGCCGACUGGAGAGGCUUCUUCUGGUCCACUGUGCCCGGCGCCGGCAGAUCUGGGCGUUUGGAUGAAGAUGGCGAUGAUGAAGACGCUCGUCCUCUGGCUGAAUCUCUGCUGCUGGCCGUCGCUGAUCUGCUCUUCUGUCCAGAUUUCACUGUUCAGGGCCACAAGAAGAGCGGCCCGGAUUCAGCAGAGGACGUGCAGGUCAUAGACAGCUGUGAGUACAUCUGGGAGGCUGGAGUUGGCUUCGCUCAGUCUCCUCCUCUCAACUACCACCAUGACAUCAACAGGACAGAGCUGCUGAAGUUGCUGCUCACCUGUUUCUCUGAAGCCAUGUAUCUUCCUCCUUCAUCUGAAAGUAAAACCCUCAAUCCCUGGGUGGCCUUCUUCUGCUCCACAGAAAACAGACAUGCCCUUCCUCUGUUUACCUCCCUGCUCAACGUGGUGUGCGCCUACGACCCGGUCGGCUACGGCAUCCCCUACAACCACCUGCUGUUCGCCGACUACCGGGAGCAGCUGGUGGAGCAGGCAGUCCAGAUCCUUGUUGUGACCCUGGAGCAUGAAAGUAAGACGGCCGCCAGUGCCGCCCUCCAGGCCAUGGACACCUCCACGUCUCCUGGAGCUGUGGAGGAGCAGGAACCAGUUGGACCUGAUAACCUGUUUGUGAAUUAUCUCUCCAGGAUACACAGAGAAGAGGACUUAAGCUUCAUCCUCAAAGGUCUGGCUCGACUGCUUAAUAAUCCUCUGGUCCAGACUUACCUGCCCAAGUCCACCAAGAGGAUCCACUUCUACCAGGAGCUGCUGAUCCUCUUCUGGAAGUUCUGUGACUUCAACAAGAAAUUCCUGUUUUUCGUGCUGAAGAGCAGCGAUGUGUUGGACAUGCUGGUUCCAAUCCUCUUCUACCUGAACCACGCCAGAGCAGAUCAGUCUCGUGUGGGUCUCAUGCACAUCGGCGUGUUCAUCCUCCUGCUGCUGAGCGGAGAGAGGAACUUUGGUGUCCGUCUAAACAAGCCGUUCACUCUCCGUGUUCCCAUGGACAUCCCUGUUUUCACAGGAACCCAUGCUGACCUGCUGAUUGUGAUCUUCCACAAAAUCAUCACCAGUGGACACCAGCGCCUCCAGCCUCUUUUUGACUGCCUGCUCACGAUAAUAGUGAACAUUUCACCUUACUUGAAGAGUCUGUCCAUGGUGACAGCCAGCAAGAUGCUGCACCUCCUGGAGGCCUUCUCCACCCCUUGGUUCCUCCUCUCUGCCCCCCAGAACCACCACCUGGUCUUCUUCCUGCUGGAGGUCUUCAACAACAUCAUCCAGUAUCAGUUUGAUGGUAACUGCAACCUGGUGUACUCCAUCAUCCGUAAGCGUACCGUUUUCCACCAGUUAGCCAACCUGCCGUCUGACACAGCGUCUAUUCAGAGGGCCCUGCAGAAGAAGAAGAAGGAGAAGCCUGGGAUUUCCAGGACCAACUCUACAGAGACAGAGACCAUGGAGGGCUCCAGACCAGCUGUACCGGCUGAACCUGGAACGCUCAAAGCCAGCUUAGAGGCCACACCAGGAAUUGAUAAGAUAACAGAGAAGUCCCAGGUGAGUCAGGAUGGUACCAUGGUCACUGUGCCACACUUAGACUCCCCACAGACAAAUGCUGACAGCAGCGCUAUAGCCGGAGCCAGCGACACCGAGUCCAACUCAGAGAGAGACAACCAGGUCGACCACACAGAGUCUGAGGCAACAAGGAGCCGGUUAUCGAGUGUCUCGUCAUCAGCACCCUGGAGAGCUAAUACAGACUGGGUGUUGUCAUGGAAGUCGAAACUUCCUCUUCAGACCAUCAUGAGGUUGCUUCAAGUGCUCGUUCCUCAGGUGGAGAAAAUCUGCAUCGACAAGGGUUUGACAGACGAGUCAGAAAUCCUGAAAUUCCUUCAUCACGGGACGCUUGUCGGCCUCCUGCCCGUCCCUCACCCCAUCCUCAUCAGGAAGUACCAAGCGAACGCCGGCACCGCCAUGUGGUUCCGCACCUACAUGUGGGGAGUCAUCUACUUACGCAACGUGGAUCCUCCAAUCUGGUACGACACAGAUAUAAGGCUCUUUGAGAUCCAGAGGAUUUAGAGGAGCUGUCAUUGAAGAUGUUGGUUCUCUUCACGCGCUCAGCAAC